Messenger RNA from Eriocheir sinensis (Chinese mitten crab), 1648 nucleotides. RefSeq names its product cytochrome P450 18a1-like (gene Cyp18a1). NCBI's taxonomy places the organism in Eukaryota, Metazoa, Arthropoda, Malacostraca, Decapoda, Varunidae. Gene Ontology annotation, biological process: xenobiotic metabolic process. The transcript is spliced from 5 exons. Gene Ontology annotation, cellular component: intracellular membrane-bounded organelle; cytoplasm. Gene Ontology annotation, molecular function: oxidoreductase activity, acting on paired donors, with incorporation or reduction of molecular oxygen, reduced flavin or flavoprotein as one donor, and incorporation of one atom of oxygen; heme binding; iron ion binding. The coding region runs from base 32 to 1609 and encodes 525 amino acids. The record is from RefSeq and is a predicted model, not a curated record.
UCGCGCGCCGCCGGCCAGUGUCUGACUCAAGAUGACCCUAAUACAGCUGCUGUGGGAGGCGCUGCGCCCUCAUGCCACGCUCGCGCUGCUCUUCGUCACUGUGAUCCUGGCGGUGCGCUAUCUCCUCGCCCCUCGCGGAUGCCCCCUCCCCCCUGGCCCUUGGGGUGUUCCGGUGUUCGGCUACCUUCCCUUCCUCUCUAAGGACAUCCACUACAGCCUCCUUGGUCUGGCGCGCCGCUUCGGGCCUAUCUAUAGCAUACGCUUCGGCAUCAAGAGGUUCGUGGUGCUGGCCGACCCCGAUGUGAUACGAGACGCCUUCAGGAGGGAGGAGUUCCACGCGCGGCCGUCCAACACGCUCUACGAGAUCUUUGAGGGAUACGGACUCUUCAACAUCUCGGGGGACAUGUGGAAGGAGCAGCGACGGUUCCUACACGACAGACUGAGAUCUAUGGGCAUGAAAACGACAGGACUGGGACGCGAUCAGAUGGAAGUAAGAAUCAUGAGUGAGGUCAAAUGCCUCCUGCACUGUCUCCUCUCCGGCAAGGGCAAGGCUAUGGACAUCGGGGAGCUUCUCUGCAACGCCGCCACUAACGUCAUCUGCAGCAUCCUAAUGUCCGUCCGGUUCAAGCCUAGCAAUCCCAGCUUCAUACGCUUCAUGGAGCUCUACGAUGAAGGGUUUAAGCUGUUCCUGAAGUGCGAUAUCACCAGCUACAUCCCAGUGAGCCGCUUCAUCCCCUCCGUGCGCGCCAACUUUCAGAAAUUGAUGUUUAGUCGCGAUAAGUCCAGGCAGAUGAUUAGCGGGAUCAUUAAAGAGAGGAGGGAGACGUUUGACCCGAGCACCACUGGCGGGGAUAUCCUGGACUGUUACUUGCUGGAGGAACACAAGGCGAAGGAGGAAGGCCGCGUGUUGUAUGAGGGGAAGGACUUUGACCGCCAGCUCGUUCAGGUCAUCAUGGACAUGUUCAGCGCUGGCGAGGAGACCGUGAGAACCUGCCUGCUGUGGACCUUCGUGUACCUUCUGCGCCACCCGGAGGUCAUGGCGAAGGUACAAGAGGAACUGGAUGCCGUGAUUGGGCGCUCAAGAAUGCCUUCCCUGGACGACCAACCCCAUUUGCCAUACGCCGAGGCCACGGUAUGUGAGGUCCUCCGCCAUUCCACUGUCGUUCCACUUGGCUCCUUCCACGCAACCACCAGAACGACAUCGCUAGGAGGGUUCACCAUUCCCGAAGGCACCAAUGUCAUCCCACUCCUCUUUGCUUGUCACAUGGACGGGAAGCUGUGGGAGGACCCGGAAAAAUUCGAUCCCAUGCGGUUUAUCGAUUCUGAAGGCGGAUUGAAGAGACCCAAGCAGUUUAUGCCCUUCGGCACGGGCAGGAGGAUGUGUCUGGGGAACGUGCUGGCGCGGAGUGAGUUGUUCCUGUUCUUCACUUCAAUUCUACACGUCUUUGAUCUCGCGUUGCCGCCCGGAGAGCCGCUGCCGACCCUUGAAGGAAGGCUCUGUUCGACGUACUCACCGAAGCCCUUCAAGGUCAGUUUCCUCUCAAGAGAAGUCUCGGGCAUCGGACAAAUGAAUAACCGACCUUAUGAAUUCCGUGCGGCUGGCUUAUAAUAUUCUGCACACCCUUAUGGACGCUACAGGGGGGUGGGG